Molecule: messenger RNA, 2791 nt
Organism: Schistosoma haematobium
Lineage: Eukaryota; Metazoa; Platyhelminthes; Trematoda; Strigeidida; Schistosomatidae
Product: E3 ubiquitin-protein ligase NRDP1
Exons: 3
Coding region: 422-1030 (202 amino acids)
Molecular function (GO): metal ion binding
Source: RefSeq, a predicted model, not a curated record
UAUUCAUAAUAAACAGAAAUAUAAACUUGUCAGUGUUACAUCACAUUACAUAAAAUAGUUCUUUCAUUUCUAUGUACCAAGCUACAGUAUUCACCAGAUAUAAAUGUAACAUUACUCACCAUACAUAUUUAUAAAAAUUGUUACAUUCCUCAAAGCUUUUUCAUUGGUUUACUUCCAUUAACAUAUCAGCCAAUAGUAAUUCAAUGAAUUUUAACACUGAUCUGAGUGGUUUGUAAAAGUAUUGAGGAAAUAUUAAUCAUUGAUCAACAAUGUAUCAUUUCAGGCUAAACAAGUACGAUGUAUUACAAAUAUAUACUGUUAUGAAUUGGUAAUAAUAAUAAUAAUAAUAAAUUUAUUUAUGCAUAUAAUGCAUGAAUAGUACAAAACUUAUUCUUUAUCAUCACAAUUUAAAGUUUAUUGAAUGAAUGUGAAUAUGGGUAUUCCAAUUGAUCGAUUUGUAAAUCCAGUUGAUGAAAAUCUAAUCUGUGGUAUUUGUCAUGGUGUAUUUAUUAUACCUGUAGUAACAGAAUGUGGUCAUACAUUUUGUGCUAAUUGUUUAAAAAUAUGGUUAAAUUCAAAAUUGGAACAUUUAAAUCAUUUAACAAUAAGUGAUAAUGAACGAACACGUUUUCAAUUUACAUGUCCAACUUGUCGAACAAAAUUAAAUGUUAAUAAUUCACAACAAAAUAAUUCUAUAAAUUCAGUCGUAAAUACAACAAACAAUAUAAAUAAUCAUAUUAAUAAUUAUUGUUUUCAUGAUAAACCAAAUAUUAAUUUAUUAUCAAUAGCUAGACCAGUACUUGCAUUAAAGAAUUUUUUAAAUUCUUUACAAAUCUAUUGUGAAUAUGCUAAACGUGGAUGUACUACUAUUGGUAGUGUAGAAUUAAUACAUUUUGGUAAUCAUCGACAUGUAUGCGCUUAUGUACCAGUUGAUUGUGCUGGUUGUGGUAGAACAUUAAAUAGAAUUGAAUUAGCUGCUCAUCAAUUAGGCUGUUUUGGUAUACAGACUACACUGAAACCCAUCAGAUAACAGAAUGGAGUCAACCAUAAAUGAUACUCCAAAUCUUGGUCGUAUCGUGGUACUCUAUGACUUGGCUGAACUAGGUGAAAUACACCGGGAAAAUAUUAAACUAUCUCAAGAAGUACAAUCAACAGUUGAUGUUGGUAUUCAAACUUUAACAUGUUCCUUAGAAGAAGAAGAAGAAUUGAUUCAUCAAAGAAAUUGUACACAUUCAACGCAAUCCAAAGAGAUAACAACAAAUUUAUGCAGUUCCAGUGUUCAAACAUAUGAUGAAAAUUUAAAAAGUACAUGUGAUUUUCAAGUUCAAACAGACUUCAAUCAUAAUUUAUCUUCGAUAAAAAUUGAUCAACAUUACAAUAACAGAAGUUUACAACUUUUAAAUGUUAGUUUAAUUAAACUUGUUCAUGCAUUACGUGUGGAAUUAGACUCAGCUCAAAAUGAAUUAUAUAUGAGAAAUGGGAAAUAAGUUUAAGAUUCCUAAAUAAUGAAGAUUAUCGACUAUUUACUGACUUAUUUAAUCAAAUAAAUGAAUUUAUGAACUAUGUAAAACAUGUUUUUAUACUAUUACCAGAAUAAUAAAUCAUAAGCCUAUAAGAAGAAGGUAAAAUAUAUUACACGUAAUGUCAUAAACUACUUUUAAACAUAUAAGUAAACUGGAGUAUGAAUAUAAAAAUAGAUUUUUAUGUUAUGUGGAUUAACUAAUUAUAAAACAAUUAAAAUACAAUUUUUAUUUUGUUUGCAGCUAAACGAGGAAAGCUUCUAAAUCUCUUUUAGAAAUUGUAUUUACAUAUCAACCUCUCACUUUGUAUAGAGUUUCCAAAUGAUUACAGGGAGCUUAUGUUACCCUAUGUUGUCAGCUAUCAAAUAAACUCAAGACCAAUAAUUUUAUAGAGUUUAUCUUAAUGCUGAUGAAAAUGGAAAGUUUAUAUACAUUAUUUAUAACUUUCAAUGCCGUCCCAGUAGUAUAUUGUAGGCAUAUCUAAUCAGAUUUGUCCAAUACGUAUCAUGUUAGGGACAUGCAUAAACACAUUUAACAAUGAAAUUCUGCAUUUGGUGGCCCGCUUGAAUAUCUAGGCUACCUGUUCCUGUCAUACAGAUCAUUCAACAAGUUAUCUCUCUUUGCUUGUUUUAAUCAAUCAUCAUGUCUAUCAAUCGUCUAACCUAUUCAGAUGCGUUUAUGAAAGAUUUACAACUUUUCGCCGUACAACAUACAAAAAAAGUACAAUCCGAGACAUCGUGGUGUCUGGAAAUAUGCAUUGAAAAGAAUGAACAUCAUUCAGAUGUCGAUUCCUGAAAUGCUAACAGCCAACUGUCUUCGAUUCAUACCAAGUCUAAACACGUAUCAUAAUUCUGGUACAACCAUAAUUCAACAAUCCUGAUCAAAUGAUUUAUAAGACAACUGUUCAUUAUCACGACAAGAUUUCAAUAUUUGUCAUUAGGAUCGAUCAAGUAAUAAGAAAAUAAAACUUCUUGAAAUACUCUGUGCUGAAAACUCCAUAUUGUGUCAAAAAUAUAAUACUGAAUAAAGUCAUUAAUAGUAAUGAUUAUCUUGUCUAAAUAAAUGAAUUGAGUGUCAUAAUAAACUAGGGAAUAAGUGAAUAAAACUGUACUGUGCUGUGAACUUUGAGCAAAUCACCAGUCAAUAGGAAAAGUGUUUAGUUAUCAAUCAAUGAAUAAUUAAAAAAAAGUAAGUUUGAUAAUCCGCUUCGUCAUAAUUAGUGAUCAAAAACGGUUAGGGUUAGGAAUUCGAAGUCUAAGAAGAGUCAGGAG